This is a messenger RNA of Microsporum canis CBS 113480, 735 nucleotides long. Its product is annotated as erp2,4. Lineage: Eukaryota; Fungi; Ascomycota; Eurotiomycetes; Onygenales; Arthrodermataceae. Gene Ontology annotation, cellular component: COPII-coated ER to Golgi transport vesicle; endoplasmic reticulum-Golgi intermediate compartment; Golgi apparatus. The transcript has 3 exons. The record is from RefSeq and is a predicted model, not a curated record. Gene Ontology annotation, biological process: Golgi organization; intracellular protein transport; endoplasmic reticulum to Golgi vesicle-mediated transport. Bases 1 to 735 code for a protein of 244 amino acids.
AUGCGGUUCCAAUCCAUUGCCGUAUGGCUCUUUGCCUGCGCAGUUUCAUCAGUAUACGGUACCGCUUUGACCUACAAACUCGAUGCUGCUGAGAAAGCUUGCUUUUACUCCUGGAUUGAUAAACCACCGGCGAAAAUCGCCUUUUACUUCGCUGUGCAAUCUGGUGGCUCGUUCGAUAUCGAUUUCUCCGUGUAUGGUCCAGGUGAGAAGCUGGUUAUGGAUGGAACGAAGGAGAGGCAGGGUGAUUUCGUGUUUACCGCCCAGUCUGUGGGAGAAUACCGUUUCUGCUUCAAUAACGAGAUGUCCACUUUUGCGGAGAAGACCGUGGACUUUGAGAUUGCUGUUGAGAACGAGGAACGAACUCAGCUCCCAUCGAAGCCUGGCACUCCCCCUGAGCAAGCCUCCGCCGUUGAAGAGACGAUUUUCAGACUGGGUGGCCAACUGUCUACCAUCAGCCGAAACCAGAAGUACUUCCGAACACGAGAGAAUAGGAAUUUCAGCACCGUGCGGAGCACUGAAAAGAGAAUAUUCAACUUCAGCAUUAUUGAAAGUUUGAUGAUGAUUUCAAUGGCUGGCCUUCAGGUGUUUAUUGUCAGGUUCUUUUUCCAGGGUGCCAGGAAAGGUAUAGAUGAACCGACGGAGCCAGCACCGGGCAUCUUAAGAUCGUCCAUGCAGCUCACCCCUUCCCUCUCCCUGCUCCUGCAUUGCCUUAUCGGGCUGCGAGCAUCAUGCUAA